This is a messenger RNA of Tigriopus californicus, 1425 nucleotides long. RefSeq names its product histone-lysine N-methyltransferase SMYD3-like. Gene Ontology annotation, molecular function: protein binding. The record is from RefSeq and is a predicted model, not a curated record. The coding region runs from base 365 to 1405 and encodes 346 amino acids. The transcript is spliced from 2 exons. Lineage: Eukaryota; Metazoa; Arthropoda; Copepoda; Harpacticoida; Harpacticidae.
AGAAUAAGGACAGUUGCACUCACCUCCAGCAAAAGCCAAGGUCUGUCUCUCUCAUAUCUCAUCCUAGAGAGCAACAGGAUGUGCUUUCUCAGCACGUUUUGGCUCCUUCUCUUCCUUUUCUUCGGACUUGCCUGGCUUCUCUGAGUCUCAAGCUUGAAGGUGAAUGAAAGUGUUUAUAUUCGUGAACCAAUAGUGUGCAUGCAAUUUCCCUCAUGCUCCUUCUGUCUCAAGGUUCCCUCUGCCGUGACCAUGGAAUUCAAGGACAUCCGCGAAAGCUGGAAACACAACGUGUUUCCACCGUGGCUUUCCAUUCUCGAGUCAGUGGAAAUAAGAUGAGCUGACACAAACUCAUGUCGGACUCAAUAUGUCCAAAUUUUCGAUCGUAGUUGAUCCCCAGAACCUGAAAUAUGGGAGGUUCAUGGUGGCCGAUCGGUUCUUUGAACCCGGUGAAGUGAUCCUGAGAGACUCCCCAAUUGUGUAUGGACCUUGGAACAGUGCUUCAUGUUUGACAUGCUUGUCUAAAUUGGAAACUACUGACCUUCAUUUCAAGUGCGAGCAUUGCGGCUUUGGCUUUUGCUCACGUGAGUGUUUUGUCACGAGUGAUUGGCAUCCCCGAGAAUGUGGCUUUCUAAAAGAGUUAAGUGGCCAAGGUCAACUCAAGCUCAAGGCUGUUGCUCUUCAAUAUCAACUCGUAUCCUUACUUCGUUUAAUUCUGGAAUUGAUGCACAAUCUGGCCACCGGCUCUUUAAAUGCUCAAUGUCUGACAUGGAAAUGCUUGAUCAGAAUGUUCCAAGGGAUGGAACCGAAAUUAAGCAAUGACCAAAACCUCUAUCAUCUCUUAUGCAUCCGGAAGACCAACGCCAAAGCCAUACGAGGACUUGGUCAGAACUGCGAGGGAUUCGCCAUCUACCCAAACUUUUCGCUCAUCAAUCACCGUUGUGAAAACUUCAAUACCUCUAUCGAGAUCAGCCCAAGCGAUUUUGCAUUGACUCUCCGGGCACGAACCAAGAUUGAAAAGGGAAACGAGAUCACCACAACCUAUCUAAGUCAUGGCGAUCCGACGGAUGAGGGUCAGCCAUCGAGACGCCUGAAGAUUUGGCGAAGUUGGCGCUUUAUUUGUCGUUGCUCUCUUUGUGAGAACCCGUUCAAGUCCGGAGUGACAUGUCCCAAGUGUAAUAAUAGCAACAACCAGCGACGGCAACAACAGAAGCAAGGGCUAGUGAGUCAUGCGUUUCCUGUGGAUCCAUGUGUGCCGGGUAGCCCAUGGGUGUGCGAAGGAUGUGGUCACGUCCAAUCGGAAGCCGAUGUCGUGGCUUUAAUUCAAGACUUUGAGAUCUCAGGUGAUCGUGUCGAAGAUUUUGCCAACUUUUUUCACCCCGACCACUUCCUCAGGAAAACACUCUAAUAAACCAUCCAUGGGCUUGA